Messenger RNA from Homarus americanus (American lobster), 582 nucleotides. RefSeq names its product zinc finger BED domain-containing protein 5-like. Lineage: Eukaryota; Metazoa; Arthropoda; Malacostraca; Decapoda; Nephropidae. The transcript is spliced from 2 exons. The record is from RefSeq and is a predicted model, not a curated record. The coding region runs from base 1 to 582 and encodes 193 amino acids.
AUGAAAGGGAAGGAUGAUCUACUAAGUCACUUCAACGAGGUGUUGUGGGACCCACGUCUUGCGUACCUGGCACACAUAUUUGAGCAGCUAAACUGGCUGAAUCUCAAGCUACAAGGCAAGGAAAGAAAUGCGUUUCACCACACGGAUUGUAUUUGUGCAUUUCUUGACAAACUCCAGAACUGGCAAAGGAAAGUCAGUACAGGAAAUGUUGCCAUGUUUGAGAAUCUCUCAACUGUUCUUGACGAUAUUGAAGAGGAUCGUCUACUUGACCCAUCACUCAAAAAUGAAAUAAUUCAGCACUUGAAAUCCUUGGAAAGUGAGCUCAAAAGGUACUUCCCAGAAUUCGAGGAGGAGGAAGGGAAAUUGGUGAGGAAUCCUUUCUCUAGCACUCUUGAUAUUGCUGCCAUUUCCGACGAUGUUCGGGACGAAUUUCUUGAUCUCAGGAACGAUUCUGCUGCCAGAGACCUCUGUGAAGAAAAAUCUCUGACGCAUGAAGUGUUAGAGGCGUGUCAUGAAGUGUGUUAUGGUGGCAAAGUGUCCCAAAGUAUCAUGAAGGGUCCUAAAGUUUCAAAGUUCCUUUAA